AGUGACCAUUCUUUCUCCCUUCCUUUGCUCUCUAUCUCUAUUCUCUCAUCAACCCCUAAAAAGUAACCACAUUCCUAUAUAUCAUUUACACACGUACAAACUCUCUCUUUUCUCUCUUCUUGUUAUUUUCUAAUAACAUAACAAUCACAAUGAUCUAGGAUCUAGGAUCCAAAAAAGCAACACAGAAAUUUAAGAAAGGGAAAAAAGAAGAAAAGAAUCAGUUGUUUGUGUAAUGGUUGAUAAUGGGGUUGGAAACGUUAACCAACAAAACAAUGUUUUGUCAUGACCCUUCAAUGAUCAAUUCAAAUGGUAUAUGGCAUGGCAGGAAUCCCUUACUUUCCAGCGUUCCCCUUCUUUUGACCCAACUCACCUUAAUUUCUCUUGCGUCUAAAACUGCCGAGAUUUGCCUCAGGCCCCUUGGACAAUCUAGCAUUGUCUCUCAAAUUCUUGGAGGUGUGAUUCUAGGACCAUCAGUUCUUGGGCAAGCUCCAAAAGUAGCAGUAAUCUUAUUUCCUCAAAGAGGAAAUGUAAUAAUAGAAACAUUAGCCACUUUUGGCAUCAUUCUCUUCCUGUUCUCUAUUGGAGUGAAGAUGGAUGUAAGCUUAAUGUUCAAGCCAGAAAAAAUUGCCAUUUCAAUAGGCAUCUCCCUCUUCAUCUUCACCCUAAUCAUCCCCAUGAUAAUUACUAUCGCCAUCAUGAAUCAAGUUGACAUUGAAUCCGAGCUCCGGAAAUCCUUACCUCUCCUAGUAGGAUCCCAAUCCUUAGUAGCUUUCCCUGCCAUUGCUUGCCUUCUAGCUGAGCUCAAGAUCUUCAACACUGAGGUUGGCCGCUUAGCUGUCUCCACUUCCAUGUUCUAUGAUCUCCUUGCUUUGAGUACAUGUGCCUUCGGGUUCGCAUACUUGGAGACUCGUGAAGAAGGCUUCUUUAUAUCAAUCGCAGCAAUCCUAUCCAUCCUAGGUUUCAUUGCUGGUGUUGUGGUUGUGGUUCGGUUUUUCCUGCUGAGGUUGCUGGUAUCACCAGUUACAGAAACCAGCACAAUUUCCCCAGGAAGACAUCAUGUGAAUGAGUUACAUCUAAUUAUUAUACUAGUAGUGUUGUUUAUAUCCACCCUACUAAGUGAGAUAGUUGGGCAGCAUUAUUACCUAGGACCUAUGGUUUUGGGAUUGGCUAUUCCUGAUUCCUCACCUCUUGGAGCUGCAGUUGUGUCAAAGUUGGAUACCUUCGUUUCCGGGUUGCUCUAUCCUACAUUCUUAGCAAUUAGUGGAUUGAAGACUGACAUCUUUAGUGUUAGUCUUCAGCAAUCAUGGCAAACAGCAAUAAUCGUGACUGCUGGAGUACUUGUUAAGUUUGCAGCAGUAAUGAUACCAGCAAUGCAGGGAAACAUACCUUUUCAAGAGGCAUUCGUACUUGCCCUUGUGAUGAAUGUCAGAGGCGUCAAUGAGCUCAUCAUUUAUAACUUGGUCUUAGAAGAUAAGAAAAUAUCAGGUCAGGACUUUACUCUGCUGGUAGUCUCCUCAAUAUUAGUGACAGCAAUCAUGACUCCAUUUGUCAAACUCUUGUAUGACCCAUCAAGAGCUUUUGCUCCAAUGAGGAAGAUGACCAUUCAACAUCACAAGAAAGAUGGAGAGUUGAAAAUGGUGGUGUGUAUUCACCAGCACGACAAUGUCCCUACCUUAGUAAACGUUCUAGAAGCUUCAGGUGCUUCAGAAGAAAGCCCUAUUUCAGUUAUAGUCGUCAUCCUAGUAGAAGUGGUUGGUAAGUCUGCUCCCAUGCUGUUAGCCUAUAGGCCCCAGAGAACCCUUGAACCAAGCAACUCAUGUAACAACCAUAUUUCCAAUGCUUUCCAGCAAUAUGAAAGACAAAAUGUGGGCAAAGCCUCAGUGCAGGUGUAUAAGAACAUGUCUCAUUUUGACGCCAUGCAUGAUGAUGUACGCAGGAUAGCAGCUGAAAAGAGAGCUAAUCUCGUAAUCUUGCCGUUUCACAAGCAAUGGGCUAUAGAUGGCACAGUGGGGGCCAUCAACCGGUCCAUUCAGGAAAUGAACCUGAAGCUACUUGAGUGGGUCCCAUGCUCACUCGGGAUUCUCAUUGACCGAGGUCCAUCAAAUGGCUCCUUGUCAAUUCUCCACAGCAAGUCGGCCUAUCGUGUUGCUGUGCUCUUCAUUGGAGGGGCAGAUGAUGUAGAAUCACUAGCCUAUGGAGCUAGAAUGGUCAGGCAUGAGCGAGUUGUAGUCACAGUCAUUCGUUUCAUUCUCGUGGGUCGGGAUAACUCAAGAGAGAGAAAGCAUGAGAGUGAAAUCAUUGAUGAUUACAGGAAGAGUAACUCUGGAAAUGAGCGGCUUAUAUAUCGGGAAGAGUUAGUGAAAGAUGGCGUAGGGUUGGCUGAAUCAAUUAGAAAUAUGGAUAAUAUUUAUGAUCUAAUACUAGUGGGAAGAACCCAUCAACAUUCACCACUUCUGUUUGGACUACAUCAGUGGAGUGAAUGUCCUGAGCUCGGUGUCAUUGGUGACUUACUAGCCUCUUCUGAUGCUGGGACCACAGCAUCUGUGUUGGUGGUACAGCAGCAAAAGAUGACUGGAAAAACGAAUGCAUCUAUUGGUCAGCUAACAAACAGUAGGGAUAUGUUCGUACAAGAUGGACUAUCCCCUGACAGACUAAGUGGCCAUCAUAAUCCGUCGGUGUCAAUUUCAAUACUAGAUAGAGAAAAUGGCAGAUGAAGGACAAUCUUUACAUAUAAUCAAUCCUAUUAGGAAAAAGAAAAGCGAGGCCUUAGAAUUUUCAAUUGCUAGAUUGAUGUAGCAUAGGAAUACCAUCUUGUAGAUGUCUAGAUUGUAAUUAGAAUCUGUAUAAAUGCCUGUCUCAGAACUUCUCUUUGUUUAUAAA
Messenger RNA from Beta vulgaris subsp. vulgaris (sugar beet), 2880 nucleotides. Its product is annotated as cation/H(+) antiporter 15. The transcript has 3 exons. The record is from RefSeq and is a predicted model, not a curated record. The coding region runs from base 243 to 2714 and encodes 823 amino acids. Gene Ontology annotation, cellular component: membrane; endomembrane system. Lineage: Eukaryota; Viridiplantae; Streptophyta; Magnoliopsida; Caryophyllales; Amaranthaceae. Gene Ontology annotation, biological process: regulation of pH; proton transmembrane transport. Gene Ontology annotation, molecular function: antiporter activity.